This is a messenger RNA of Pecten maximus, 5188 nucleotides long. Its product is annotated as protein mesh-like. Gene Ontology annotation, biological process: cell-matrix adhesion. NCBI's taxonomy places the organism in Eukaryota, Metazoa, Mollusca, Bivalvia, Pectinida, Pectinidae. Bases 802 to 3963 code for a protein of 1053 amino acids. The transcript is spliced from 17 exons. The record is from RefSeq and is a predicted model, not a curated record.
UAAACAGCACAACGCAAGUAAGUAUAGUUAACAACUGAUGGUUCUUAACCGCCUGGAUAUGUAAACAGCACGCCGCGAGUAAGUAUAUUAUAUUACUGAUGGUCCUUCACAUACUGUAAUGCAUACAGAGCACAACGCGAGUAAGUAUAGUUAACUACUGAUGGUUCUUAACCCCCUGGUUAUGUAAACAGCACGCCGCGAGUAAGUAUAUUAUAUUACUGAUGGUCCUUCACAUACUGUUAUGCAUACAGAGCACAACGCGAGUAAGUAUAUAUAGUUAACUACUGAUGGCUCUUAACAUCCUGUGACAUACAAACAACAUAACCCGAGUAAUUAUAGUAAACUACUUAUGAUUUUUAACCUCCCGGGAUAUGGUAAGAGCAUAAUCCGAGUAAUCAUAGUAAACUACUUAUGGUUCUUAACCUCUUUGGAUAUGUAAAGAGCAUAACGCGAGAAAGUAUAGUAUAUUCCUGAUGGUUCUUAACCUCCCGGGAUAUGUAAAGAGCAUACAUGAGAAAGUAUAGCAUAUUUAUGAUGGCUCUUAACCUCCCGGGAUAUGUUAAGAGCAUAACGCGAGAAAGUAUAGCAUAUUUAUGAUGGCUCUUAACCUCCCGGGAUAUGUAAAGAGCAUAACACGAGAAAGUAUAGUAUAUUUCUGAUGGUUCUUAACCUCUUUGGACAUGUAAAGAGCAUGACGCGAGUAAGUAUAGUAAACUACUGAUGGUUCCUAACAUCCCGUGAUAUAUAAAGAGCACUACGUGUGUAAGAUUAUAUUCGAGACACUUCAUCUGACGGGUCAGGAUGAGUAAACUGGCCUUAGUUCUGAUACUUUCUAUAACAAAGUUGUCUCAUUCAAUUCCUAUUGAUGAGUUCUACCCGUUUGGAGAAUCAUAUGGAGACAGUGACUUUCCCAAGAAUGACGACGGAAGUUCACCAGCCGUAACUAUCAGCACCCUGUUUCCAUUCUUCAAUAACCAGCACGACGUUCUAUAUGUAAACACAAAUGGUGUUAUCAGUUUUCUGGGAACACUGUCACAGUACACACCGGAUUCCUUUCCUCUAAGCAAUUCUCGGCGACUCAUAGCACCUUUUUGGGCUGAUGUUGACAUAAGAAAAGGCGGAACAGUUUGGUAUCGCGAAACGACGAAUACAUCCAUCCUUCAGAGGGCUACAGAUGAAGUUAGGUUGUUUUAUCCGAGUCAAUCAAGCUUUGUGGCAGCUUGGGUAUUUAUAGCGACAUGGGAUGACGUGGCCUUUUAUGGAUCAAGUCCCGAUGUGGCACAAAGGAAAAGAAAUUCUUUCCAAGCCAUUCUGAUUACCAACGGUAGACAUUCCUUCACAAUAUUUAAUUACUACAAUAUUACCUGGACGACUGGGACAGCGAGUGGCGGCGAUUCUGAGGGUUUGGGAGGGACACCAGCUCAGGUAGGAUUCAAUGCCGGCGAUGGUAUUAAUUAUUAUGCUGUCAAUGAAUCAAGAACAGACGACAUUAUCAAUCUCCCACGACUUUCCAACGUACAUGUGGAUGGAAAGUUUGUGUUCCGAAUAGACACCGAGACCAUAGAACAGGGAGGCUGCAACACCGGAGGAACCUUGACUAUAUCUCCCCGAUAUUCCCACAUGUUCGGCGGAGAGAAGAAAGUGCUUGCUGGUCCAUGCAUACAUUCCAAUGACACUGUCACAGCUACGUUUGGAGGUGAUGGGACAACUUCUGUGAACUGUACUAUGGAAUCCAUGUACAGUGUAACCUGCGUUACACCUAUAUUUUACAAAACGGGGGACGUCAGUGUCAAACUAAAUGUGGUACCAUCCAAUCAACAAUCUAUCCAACAAAGUGCCGUAUACGAAGGGAUAAUUAAUAUAUUAAAUCCUUUGAACACGAAGUCAGCACUGCAAAGACUAGACCCAUCUAACUGGAGACGAGGAGAGGAAGUCACAAUGAAGUGGUCCUCAUCUGACAUCCCUUUUUACAUUGAAGGAUCAACUGUCGAGAUCUACACCGUCAAACCCGAUUUGGACCUAUUGCCGCGCCUGGAAUUCCACUCGUCUGUAGUGCAGUACAUCGAAUCAUCCCAAUCAGAGGUCUCGUUUACCCUGGAAACUGAAGAUGACGUCAUUCUCAUCAGUUUAGUAGAGGUGACACAGCCUAAUGACCAACGUCCAAGACAGAGGAUAUGGUCAGACGCCGUUGUAGUUGUUCCAAGAUACAUCAACGAAUCUAAACUGUCUUGUAACAAGUGGCAGACAACAGAUGACGAGCUACCAUCUUUGUCCGAAGUACAGGUACAGGUGUGUCCUUGUCGAUUUGACCAAGCUGACAUCGACCUUAUCAGAUUCCACCUCGACCCUGUGUGUCAAUCUCAGGAUAGUUCUAACCGACCGGGUUCCAAUUGUCUGUUUUAUCCAAAGGCCAAACAAUGUUUCAGACUGAACACUCCAGGACCUGCAGGAACAGGGCAGCUGUGUUGCUAUGACAACAACGGAAACGUCAUGAAUAUGUUGACGUCAUCAGGGGGUGGAUACCUACAGCGCUUCCACUACUUUGGUGAUACAGAAGCCGCUGUUCCGUAUUUGUCAAACAUUCUUUUUGAUACGGCCCCCUACUACCAUUGCUGUAUGUAUUCCCAGCUUAUACAAUGGGCUGUUUCGAGAGAAUGUUUCGAGUUUUAUCAAAAACGAACGCCGGGAAACUGUAAUGAGUAUGUCCCCAACAUUCCGGCACAAAUUUUCGGUGAUCCACAUUUCAUGACGCCGGAUGGCCUGUCAUACACAUUUAACGGAGUUGGAGAAUUUACAAUGUUUAGAACAACAUCUAAAAGCUUUAUAGCUGAAGUAAGAUUGCAAUCUGUUGAAAACAAUGGCAUCAAUGGAAGUGUGAUCACAUCGUUUGUCGCAAAAGCAGUGAAUAUGUCGGAUACCAUAGAGGUCAAACUCAACUCCAUCCGGGCAUUUGAUAUUCUGGUAAACGGAGUCGUACAAGAUAUCACAGGUGUUACAUUCCUCCGCUACAAAGGGGUAACCAUAUCCGUACGUAACAACAAUUCCACGACAAAUGACCAUACGGAUGAAGUCAAUAUUGCCUUUCCCGGACAGGACAUUUCAUUCCAGACAUUUGUUUACGAAUCAUUUCUUACCUUUAUCGUCAGUUUCGGCUCAGUUUGGGAACAGGGUAGUAUUGAGGGACUUUUAGGAAAUUUUAACCAGGAUCCUAAUGAUGACCUUAUUUCUCAACAUGGAGAUAGUUUACCGGCAGAUUCGUCAACCGAGGACAUACACAACAACAUGGGGUUGUCAUGGAGAAUCAUAGAGGAAGAGUCGUUGUUUACAUAUGCAGUAGGUACAUCACAUGCCUCUAUCCAGGACAACGCCUUCGUGCCAUUGUUCGAUAUCCCGGUAUCAGCAAUCGAUAAUACUACGCGAUAUGUCUGUGGAGACGACACCUUCUGUUACUAUGACAACUUCGUCACAAAGGACACCACGCUGGCUAGCUCCACCAGGACAUCUACCAAUACACUUACAAGGAUCCAGGAGAUCUCUCGGAAAACUGUUACCUGCGGGUUCCCGCCUGCUGUAGAGUAUGGACAGUGGAACAUUAGUGGAAUGGAGAUAGGAUACACAGGCAAACUUGUCUGUAACUCUGAAAUACAACUCAAAGGGUCGGGGUACAUAACAUGCAGCACAGAAGGUCAUUGGACUGACAGUCAGAGCACUUGUUUAUCAUCAGUUGCUACAACAACAAUUGGCCAAGACACCGCGGAUGUGCCGACGUCCGAUGAUUCCUGGAUAAUCCCUGUUGUGGUUGGUAUAACGUCGUCGGUCGUCCUUUUCAUCAUUAUACUACUAGCCAUCCUUUUGGUCAGACGCUUCUGUUUCAAAGAGGGAAAGGCGACAGGGAGCGGAGAUGACAAAGUAAUCCUCGAAUAUACAAGGGAGUUCGACAAUGCUGCGUACAUGUAUUCAUAAGAAGGGUGUAUUCUUUCUUCUUGUUUUGGGAUUUUUAUAUUCAAGUGUUUUCGUCGUUUGUGUAUAACUGUAAAAGAAAUUUUUAUAACCCUCAGUGAAUAUCAAAUAACCGUUGAUUUGUCGGUUGACAUUAGGAAUUUUUCGAGUCAACUAAGGUUUGUGUAGCGUAGGUCAUGACAGGAGGAUAAAUGAUACCGAGCGGUAAACUGUAAAACUGUAUGUAUUUUAGCAGGUUCAAAGUUAAGCCCAUAGUCAAUUUUGUAACAGAUUGGCACAUCGAUGAAUUGGCCCGUCCACGAUAUAACGUAACAAUAUACCAAACCAUGGUUGGCACAGUAACAAUUUAACAAUGUUUGCAGCUUGGAAAUAUAUAUGGCCGCUAAAAUAUGAACAUUUACAAUAUUUUGUUGAUACAGGAUUAAUAACCCUAUGAAUAAAUAUGGUAUGAACCUUAUAUUAAGAUAUACAGUAAAACCCCAAUUACUCGCACCCGCAUUCCUCGAAUAACCCUAUUCGUCGAACUUUUCUCGUGGUCCCGACCUCGUCGUUAGAUAUUCUUUGUAAGUAAACCUCGGAUAACUCGAACCGCUAUUUGUCGAAUGCCAUGCAUUCCUCAAAGUAUUAUUCAUCCCCCUUCUUUAAUAUUCAUAGUAUUAAUCCUACCUUUUCGUCCAACAGGUACCACAUCCGACAAUUGUGGCUAUGUUACACAUGUCUGCGGCGGACCUGGUACCACAGUCAAUCGUACACGUGUAUAAUACAGGUGUCGGGUCAAGACAGCAUUGUCACCACAAAUUUCGUCGUUAUUACAAAUUGCGUGGUGACAGAUACUUACCAGAUUAUUUGUGGAUCCAUUAUAUACCUAUGCUACCUGAUUUAAACAAUUAAUUACAGGUAAUUUAUACUUACUGAUGGAUGACUUAGUGUCUAAUAAAUCUAUUUUAUUAAUUUCAUUACCAUGAUAGCAAUCGCUGUACAAACGGAAGGUACAUUUGAUGAAAAACCAAAUAACGAAAUGGUAUGUACUGUCAUAUUUUUCUCAUGAGUUGGAAGGGACUGAUAAAAAUGCUUAUUACCUUAUCGUUAAACAGUGGUCACUUUAGUUUCAUUUUUACAGUAUUUCGGAGAAGAUCCCGUCACAUUUCUUUUAUUCUGUAAAUUUGAACUAGCGGUAAACAGAUGUACAUCUUUGGCGGAUAUUUAGAUAUAUAUACAUAUAUAUAUA